UGUAUGCUAAUCGUCAGCAACGACAUUUUCGAAAAAGUAUUAAUACGCAAGAGUUGUGGAAGGUAUAGAAGUAUUUUACGUACGCGAAAAUGAAUCUUAAACUACGUUUAUUAUUUGUGUUUGUUAUCGUCAUUUUAAUACACGAGAUAACAUCUAAGCAGCAAUUAUAUCCAUCAUUAUGCCUAUUGCCUAUGAAAAUGGGUCCUUGUAGAGCAGAUAUACCGAGAUACGCGUACAAUUCAGCUUCCGGACAAUGCGAACAAUUCAUAUAUGGUGGCUGUCAUGCAAAUGCAAACAAUUUCAAAACUAUGUCCGAGUGUGAAAUGACAUGUAAAACUAUAUAACGAUGAAUAAAAACGAUAAGCAAGAUUCAGU
Trachymyrmex septentrionalis is the source of this 375-nucleotide messenger RNA. RefSeq names its product PI-actitoxin-Afv2b-like. The record is from RefSeq and is a predicted model, not a curated record. The transcript is spliced from 2 exons. NCBI's taxonomy places the organism in Eukaryota, Metazoa, Arthropoda, Insecta, Hymenoptera, Formicidae. The coding region runs from base 90 to 344 and encodes 84 amino acids. Gene Ontology annotation, molecular function: serine-type endopeptidase inhibitor activity.